CCAUCGCCCCGACACCAUCGUCCCGACAUCAUCGCCCCGACAUCAUCGCCUCGACGCCGGCGCUUGACGUUGUCUCCCCCCCCCCGGCGAAUCGAGUCCGCACAGAUAUCCGUUGAUGCCCACAGUGGCUCUCUUGGCAUCCGCACCCCUGCGAUGAGCAGCUCAUCGUCAUCCUUGCCCAGCGCCUUGCUUUCGCCGUCCGAGCGUUCCGCCCAUAUCCUCGACCCAACCAGCAAUAGUUCCGACAGUGAUGAAGUCUUGUGUCUAUCCCAAAAGAACUUGACCGCUGUUCCCGCGUACGUGAUGCGUAUGGUCCAUCUGAAGCGGCUCAAGCUCGACCACAACAUUCUGACGUCGCUGCCGGCCGAUUUCGUCGGGUUGGUCCAUCUGCGUUAUCUGAACCUGCGAUCUAACGGGUUUACCAUCUUCCCUUUGACGAUUUUUGAGCUGCCGAGCCUCGAGGCUCUAGAUCUCAGCAAGAACAAAAUCGAAGAUAUCCCUGAUCGCCCCGAUUGUUUGAAGAAGUUACGGAUCCUCAGUCUCAGCGACAAUGUACUAAGGAAGCUUCCCCGUUUCUUUGGAGGACUGGAUCGCUUGGAGCGUCUGAUGAUCGCACACAAUCCAGUUGUCUGGCCGCCGCCCGAAGUAUUGGAGGGCUCAAGCGACGACGCUGCGUGGCUAAACAGGGUCAAGCAGUUCCUGAACUCCUCGAAAGACAAUGCCGGCCAGGGCUCUGCGGCCUCCCACCCAGCACAUACUUCGGUACCAGCAGUCGUACGAGCCCCAGAGAGCCCACGGACCUUCAACCGCGACUCGAUCAACGUCCCUCCCUCGCCGAGCAUAUCCGCACCCCGAGGAGGUGGAGGGCCCUUGUCCAUGGUGCGGGUUUCGUCAGCCGGGUCGAGUAGCAUUCACUCUGUCAGUGUCCCCAUGACCAAGACCCCAUCAUCCGGAGCCCUUUCACAGACAUCGGUCCGACAUGGGCGAAAGCCGAGCGAAUCGAUCAGCGGUGCUCGCGAGUGCGAUGCACUUUGCGACAUUUACUUCCGAACCUCUUCCGAAACACCGAUCGAUGCCCAUGGGCUGGGCUCUGAAUGGGAUAUUGGACUUUUAGAAAUAUCCCGGACGAUGGCAUUCGCCUCCGCCCAGCUGUACAGAACCAUACGCAACCUUGUCGUUGGGACUGUCGAUCGCGAGGCAUCCAUCAAAGACUUUGAAAAAGAGCUCAAAGAUAUGAAUCGGAGAACGGUUCGACUUCUCUCCCUCCUGACGAGUAUCACCACCCCUCCUGCCGACGACACCCAAAGGAUCUCGACUCGGGACGUGUGGCGAACUCUUAUGAUCCGUGUCAAGGAGUUUACCCUGGAGGCUGCGCUGGGCUCCAAGCGCUUGGUCCUGGCUGUCCAGGAUGCUCUUCCCACUCUUCUCUCCUCCGUCGACGGAAGGUUGGCUCGGGCUUUCAUGCUUUCGUGGCAAGGAGUCAUUACCGAAGUGAUCGACGCCGUGGAGUCGACUGCUCGGCUGAGAGUCAUAGCUCACGAUGCCGGGCCGUCACCUCUGGCGGCCGCAGCAACCAUAUCCUCGACAAUCAGCGACUCGACCUUGACAACCGAACGAGGCCCGAGAUCCAGUCAGCUCCGUACGUCGCUCCAACGGACGUUCCCCACCGAGCUGUCGCUCGCAGAGGCCUCGACGCUGCCAUCGGGCUGCGACGAAGAGCUGUUUGCCUUCACCGAGAUCUCGAUCAACGCCGUCAUCAACGCACUCGACCUCCUUCGGGGAUUGCCGGUGCAGCUCAAAGAGUCUUUGGAGCCGCAACGCGUCUCGGAUGAGCCCGAUUCAAAGCUGCUAUUGGCAUCUACCGAGAGUCCUCAGGUUGCUGGCCCUCCUGGGGGCUUUGUUCAGUCGUCUGUGCAGGCCCUGCAGCUUUCAUCGCUGAUGCAGCAGCUGGAUACGGCAAACCACAGGCUUAGUUCGGCGUAUGAAGCCCUGGCCAAGACGCCCUCGAGCGUUUCCUGCCAGGAGUUGUUUUUCGAGGAGGCUUUUGCUUUUCUUAAGGUGAGAGGUGUUUGCACAAAGAGGGAGACAUCACCCACCCAACUCAAAGUUGCCCCGCGCUUCAAUGCGAGCCGGCGAUCCCGUCAUCGUGGGCCUCAGCUCGCUGGCACGCGAUAUAUCACAGUGGUUCUCACUCAGCCGCCAGCUCACGGCAGUCUUGCAGCAUCUCAGUCACUCAACCAAGGCGCUGGCCGUUCUUCUCCAAAACUACCGCCACAAUCGACUUGGCGGUGCCACCAAAUAGACAAAGCACUAGAGCCGUAUCGCGAGUUCAGCUUGAUUGGGAUAUGAUAUUGGGAGCAGCUGUGGGGCCAUCGCCGUGGGGCCAUCGUCGGGGGGCUUCAGCCGAGACUCGCUGCGAGAGUAUUUUACGAAUGUGCCCUGGUGAAUCGUGCAGGAUAAGCGAUGGCGCUUCCGUGGUUGAGAAUGCUCAACGAAGGAGUAUUCCACCGCCGCAACAGACGCACAUUCCCCUGUGCCCACACACCAGCUGUGCGGUUUGUGGA
Polychytrium aggregatum is the source of this 2564-nucleotide messenger RNA. RefSeq lists its product as uncharacterized. The transcript is spliced from 7 exons. Bases 154 to 2349 code for a protein of 731 amino acids. The record is from RefSeq and is a predicted model, not a curated record. Lineage: Eukaryota; Fungi; Chytridiomycota; Chytridiomycetes; Polychytriales. Gene Ontology annotation, molecular function: protein binding.